UCCAGUCCUGGAGGAUAGCAGAGGAGAAACACACACACCACGCUCUUUUACAAGAGGUUCUGGAAAACCGAGAGAGAAAGAGAGAGAGAAGGAGAGAAAGAGAGAGAGAAGGAGAGAGAAAGAGAGAGAGAAGGAGAGAGAAGGAGAGAGAAAGAGAGAGAGAAGGAGAGAGAAAGAGUGAGAGAAGGAGAGAGAAAGAGAGAGAGAAGGAGAGAGAAAGAGAGAGAGAAGGAGAGAGAAAGAGAGAGAGAAGGAGAGAAAGAGUCGCGGAACCUUUGGGACUUCUCGGUUUCUACUGAACCGUCCCACACUCUUCAGAGGUCAAUGCUUUGCUUUGGGCAUUCUGCUUGUCUUACCUCCGUCUCUUUCAGUUUCUCUGAACACUGUUGCUUUUUAAAACCUUUAGCCUUUUCCUCGUUGUCUGUGUCGAGAAACACAAAAGAACACAGACAGAAGUUAACACAACAACAACAACAACAACUUAACAGGAGUUUGUUUAAGCUGGAAUGAAUAUAUCUGAGUCUAGUUACUGUCGUGAGGCCAGUUCUCCACCAGGCCGGGACAGAGCCGGGGGGCAUCCAUGGGUCUCUUCCCCCAGCCCAGGCUCUGAUCGUGGGCUAGGACCCUUCGACCAGACCCCCCUUUAUGGAGGAUCUGGAGAUCGUGGCUCUGCUGGGGGCCGCACAGAGGCCAGGAUAGGGGCCGGAGCUGAACCAGGGACAGGGGCAGGAAGCCCUGACUCGACCCACCGAGAAGCACCUUCCCAGGGCAGCGUUGAGGGGAAAGCAGGGGGUGAGUCGAGGAUCCGUCGGCCAAUGAACGCCUUCAUGGUUUGGGCUAAAGACGAGAGGAAACGACUGGCCGUUCAGAACCCAGACCUCCACAAUGCUGUCCUCAGCAAGAUGCUGGGCCAGUCGUGGAAGGCUCUGACUACUCUGGACAAGCGUCCUUUCGUUGAGGAGGCUGAGAGACUCCGCCUCCAGCACCUGACGGACCACCCCAACUACAAGUACCGCCCCCGUCGCAAGAAACAGGCCAAAAAGCUCAAACGGGUGGAACCGGGGUUACUGCUCCACAGCCUAGCCCAGGGAGGGUCAGGGGUUCCUGGGGUAGGGGAGGGCUACGGACACCCUCUGAACAGUUAUGGACAUCCUCAUCCACACCACCACCUUCUGCCUCCACUAGGCCACUUCAGGGACCUCCACACUGGGGACACACUGAGCUACGGACUGCCCACACCGGAGAUGUCCCCUCUGGAUGUGAUGGAGGAGGGGGGUGGGGACGGAGGGGUGUUCUUUCCCCCUCACAUGCAGGAGGACGUGGAGCUACAUGGAACCUGGAGUAACUACCCCCAUCACCACCACUAUAACAGCCAUCACCAUGACGCCCAUAGCCAUCCUCACAGCCACAGUCAGGGUCAUGGUCAGGGUCAGGGGCAUAGUCAGGGUCAGGGGCAUAGUCAGGGUCAGGGGCAUAGUCAGGGUCAGGGGCAUAGUCAGGGUCAGGGGCAUAGUCAGGGUCAGGGGCAUAGUCAGGGUCAGGGGAAUAGUCAGGGUCAGGGUCAUAGUCAGGGUCAGGGGCAUAGUCAGGGUCAUAGUCAGGGUCAGGUGCAUAGUCAGGGUCAGGGGCAAAGUCAGGGUCAUAGCCAGGGUCAGGGGCAUAGUCAGGGCCAGGGGCAUAGUCAGGGUCAGGGGCAAAGUCAGGGUCAUAGUCAGGGUCAAAGUCAGGGUCAUAGUCAGGGUCAGGGGCAAAGGGGUCAUAAUCACCAUCUUAACCAGAGCCAGAGGGGCUCCCUGCUCUGUCGUCCUCCCCAGGAGAAAGGCCUCAGCCAGGUGCCAGAGCCUACGAACUCUCCCAGUCCUUACUCUUACUCCCAGGGCUCCUCUAUAAGCCUGUCUGAGCCAGUCAAUCCCCUCCAGUCCACCAGUAGUUCCUCUGUGUCCUCUGGUUACUAUAGUUACCUGUACAAUAACGCUGGACCAGACACCCCCCAGGCCUCUCACCUGGGGCAGCUCUCUCCCCCUCCCGAGUCCUCCUCUUCCUCGCUGGUCCCCACCUCCAACCCUAAACCUCAGGCCCUGGACUCCGUAGAUCAGGCUGGGUCCAACCACGUAGGCCUGACGUCAGUUGAGUUCUGGACAGAAGUGGACCGCAAUGAGUUUGACCAGUACCUCAGUGCUAACCGGACUCGUAUGGAGGGGUAUGGGAGUAACCUCAUUCCCGUUUCUAAAUCCAUGGAGGGGUAUGGUAGUGUCCCCGUGUCGAAAGCUCUGGAGGGGUAUACCAACGCACCCCUCUCUAAACCACUAGGGAGGAUCUGUGAUGAGAGCCAGAGUAGUCCUCUCAUCUCUGCUCUAGCUGAUGCUAGUAGUGCUGUCUACUACGGUACCUGUAUUACUGGGUAGACACCUUCCUGACUGCUGUUAGUCAUUGGCUGUGUGCCAGAGUCUAGUAUGGUCUUAGGGCAGCCUACAAGACCUGUUGGUCAAAUACAGUAUGUUAAACAUACUGUAUACUGGAGUGGGACUUGGUGUAAUUUGCAUAUGGAAUAGGCCACAGAAGUGCAAACACUAAAUUAAGGCAAGUACACCUAAAAAGAAAAUGUAAAAAUAAUAAAAUACAUUUUUGAAAGCAUUGGAUUGGUGUACUUGACCCGGGUCUGCAGUUGACCUUUAAGGACUUUCAGGGUAGGAUUACUACAAUGCAUUAUGGUCUACAACAGACUACUGCAGACCACUACAGAACACUAAAGACUACAACAGACCACUACAGACCACUACAGAACACUAAACACUACAACAGACCACUACAGAACACUAAACACUACAACAGACCACUACAGAACACUACAGAACACUACAGAACACUAAAGACUACAACAGACCACUACAGAACACUAAAGACUACAACAGACCACUACAGACCACUACAGAACACUACAGAACACUAAAGACUACAACAGACCACUACAGACCACUACAGACCACUACAGAACACUAAACACUACAACAGACCACUACAGACCACUACAGAACACUACAGAACACUAAAGACUACAACAGACCACUACAGACCACUACAGAACACUACAGAACACUAAAGACUACAACAGACCACUACAGACCACUACAGAACACUACAGAACACUAAAGACUACAACAGACUACAACAGACCACUACAGACCACUACAGACCACUACAGAACACUAAACACUACAACAGACCACUACAGACCACUGCAGACCACUACAGACCACUACAGAACACUAAAGACUACAACAGACCACUACAGACCACUACAGAACACUAAAGACUACAACAGACCACUACAGAACACUAAACACUACAACAGACCACUACAGACCACUACAGACCACUACAGAACACUAAACACUACAACAGACCACUACAGAACACUAAAGACUACAACAGACCACUACAGAACACUAAACACUACAACAGACCACUACAGACCACUACAGAACACUAAAGACUACAACAGACCACUACAGACCACUACAGACCACUAAACACUACAACAGACCACUACAGACCACUACAGACCACUACAGAACACUAAAGACUACAACAGACCACUACAGACCACUACAGAACACUAAACACUACAACAGACCACUACAGACCACUACAGACCACUACAGAACACUAAACACUACAACAGACCACUACAGACCACUACAGAACACUAAAGAACACUAAAGACUACAACAGACCACUACAGACCACUACAGAACACUGCAGAACACUAAACACUACAACAGACCACUACAGACCACUACAGAACACUACAGAACACUAAACACUACAACAGACCACUACAGACCACUACAGACCACUACAGAACACUACAGAACACUAAACACUACAACAGACCACUACAGACCACUACAGAACACUAAAGAACACUAAAGACUACAACAGACCACUACAGACCACUGCAGAACACUACAGAACACUAAACACUACAACAGACCACUACAGACCACUACAGAACACUACAGAACACUAAAGACUACAGCAGACCACUACAGACCACUACAGACCACUACAGAACACUAAACACUACAACAGACCACUAAAGACCACUACAGAACACUACAGAACACUAAACACUACAACAGACCACUACAGAACACUAAAGACUACAACAGACCACUAAAGACCACUACAGAACACUACAGAACACUAAACACUACAACAGACCACUAAAGACCACUACAGAACACUACAGAACACUAAACACUACAACAGACCACUACAGAACACUAAAGACUACAACAGACCACUACAGAACACUAAACACUACAACAGACCACUACAGACCAUUACAGACCACUACAGACCACUACAGAACACUAAAGACUACAACAGACCACUACAGACCACUACAGACCACUGCAGAACACUAAACACUACAACAGACCACUACAGACCACUACAGAACACUGCAGAACACUAAACACUACAACAGACCACUACAGACCACUACAGAACACUAAACACUACAACAGACCACUACAGACCACUGCAGAACAGUAAAGACUACUGAGCUCUUCUACUUACUGUCCAGACAGGCAGAACAUUUAUAAUGAUAAACAUUUUCAUUUUUUUUGUUAUUGCCAUUUUGUUUAUACAGUAUUCCUAAUUUCAUGUUGUUUGUUUUAUUUGUGUAGAUUUUUAUUUUAUUAUUUCGAUGAAAAACUGUUUUAUUUGCACUGGGUCACAAACAUACGUAUAGGAAGACCACCAUGUUCCAAAUCUUUCUAAUGCAAUAUAUAUUUUACCAAAUGAAAGACUAGGAUUAUUGUUUCUGUACAAUGUGAAUUUAUGAGGUCUGCAAUGUUAGGACACUAGGAGACUUUGUUUUUGAAUUUUGUUUGUUUUUAAAGGUUUUAAUUGUAAUUAUUUACAUCAAAACACUUGUUUAUAUUUUAAUUUCCGUCACCACACAUAAAAAAAAGGGGAAUCUGGGAUUUAGGAUAUCCAUUUUAGGACAUUUACAUUAAUGAUGUAUAGCCGGUUGACCACUUUCUUGUUGUUUGAAUCCCAGAAUGCCUCUUUAAGAACCACGUUGAUAAAAAGGUAAAAAUUACUUUUGGUUAAAAGAAAAACAUUUUUUUUUUUAAAGUUAGGAAUAAAACAAACACAACAGUUGCUCUGCACUUAAAUCAAGCAGGCAAAACAAAAGCAUUAUUUCAUGCAGUAUUUCAUGCAUUAUUUCAAGCAUUAUUUCAUGCAGUAUUUCAUGCAGUAUUUCAUGCAGUAUUUCAUGCAUUAUUUCAUGCAGUAUUUCAUGCAGUAUUUCAUGCAUUAUUUCAUGCAGUAUUUCAUGCAGUAUUUCAUGCAUUAUUUCAUGCAGUAUUUCAUGCAGUAUUUCAUGCAGUAUUUCAUGCAGUAUUUCAUGCAUUAUUUCAUGCAUUAUUUCAUGCAGUAUUUCAUGCAGUAUUUCAUGCAGUAUUUCAUGCAUUAUUUCAAGCAUUAUUUCAUGCAGUAUUUCAUGCAGUAUUUCAUGCAUUAUUUCAUGCAGUAUUUCAUGCAGUAUUUCAUGCAUUAUUUCAUGCAUUAUUUCAUGCAGUAUUUCAUGCAGUAUUUCAUGCAUUAUUUCAUGCAGUAUUUCAUGCAUUAUUUCAUGCAGUAUUUCAUGCAGUAUUUCAUGCAUUAUUUCAUGCAGUAUUUCAUGCAUUAUUUCAUGCAGUAUUUCAUGCAGUAUUUCAUGCAGUAUUUCAUGCAUUAUUUCAUGCAGUAUUUCAUGCAGUAUUUCAUGCAGUAUUUCAUGCAUUAUUUCAUGCAGUAUUUCAUGCAGUAUUUCAUGCAUUAUUUCAUGCAUUAUUUCAUGCAGUAUUUCAUUGCAACAUUGCUUUGACACAGACAUUUAUUUUCUCUCAAUGUUAAACUUUCGGUUGUUGUUUCUUUAUUUGAAGAGGGCUUUUUGUAAAUGAAUAUAUUGCGUUUUAAAUAAUUUUACAAAAAAUAAAUAAAGUUAUUUCUAAGGAUU
Messenger RNA from Oncorhynchus nerka (sockeye salmon), 6016 nucleotides. Its product is annotated as transcription factor Sox-18-like. Gene Ontology annotation, molecular function: RNA polymerase II cis-regulatory region sequence-specific DNA binding; DNA-binding transcription factor activity, RNA polymerase II-specific. Gene Ontology annotation, biological process: angiogenesis; vasculogenesis; positive regulation of transcription by RNA polymerase II. Bases 507 to 2405 code for a protein of 632 amino acids. The record is from RefSeq and is a predicted model, not a curated record. NCBI's taxonomy places the organism in Eukaryota, Metazoa, Chordata, Actinopteri, Salmoniformes, Salmonidae. The transcript is spliced from 2 exons.